GAGCGAGCGAGAGAGCAGUAGCUUGCUUGCUAUACACCGAAAGAGUCAAGAUGGCCGAUCUGGACGCAGUGAAUCUCGGGCUAGAUGAAACGGAACGGGACAUCGCGGAAGCGCUGGAAAAUUCAUAUGACACCCGGUCGGAAGCUUCCGGCGAUGGGGAUGGCGAUGCUGACGAAGCCGAGGCUGACGACGGUGAUGGUUCGCAUCCUAGUAUCAGUUCGGUCAGUUCGGCGGAAUCAGACUCCGGUACCGAUUUAGAAGAAGACGAUGGUGGCGAGGGCGAUAAAAAGAAAAAAAACGAUGCAAAAACCACCCAAAAGGAAAAUGGCGCCGCCAAGGAUAAACAGAUGACGAAGAAAAAGGCGAAGAAAGUGUCUGCGGCUGAAGAUGAUACAAAACACAACAAUGCUGCAGAUGAAGACGACGAGGAAGAUGAAGAUGAAAAUGACGAUGAUGACGAGGAAGACGAGGACGAUCCGAUGGAAGAGGAAGAUGAGGAUGAAGAAGACGAAGAGGAGGAGGAGGACGAUGACCAGGAAGAACGGCGUAAUAACAAGCGUGUGAAAAAGACUAAAAUUACUGCCGGGAAGGCGAAGAAGAAGCUCGUCACUAAAAAAGUAGCGGCAUCCAAGCAGCCCCAGCAGACUAAAAAGAAGGCUAAAACAACAGCAGCCACCACAAAAGAAGAUACAGAGAAGACAACGUCCGCUGAGAAGAAGAAAAAGAAAGUAAUUACUGUGUCGCAGGAUGGCAAAAAAGGGGCUGGUAAGAAAAAGGAGGACAAGGAAUCUGCUUCCGCCGUUGCGAGCAAUGGCCCGGAAGCAAAGGACGAUGCGGCAAACAAUAGUACCAACAAUGCAAACGACACAAGUACUAGCAGUAGCAGUAGCAGCAGCAGCAGCAGUAGCAGCAGUGAAGGUGGUAGCAAGAAGGACGAUCGAAAAUCUAGAAGCCGCAGUCCGGCCUCUGGUGCCCCAGAUGCUAAGCGCAGUCGUACGAAAGCCGCCGGCAAUGCUUCCGGUACGAAAAACACGGUGAAAUCGUACGACUACGUAACGAAGAUCAAUUAUCUGUUCCGGGAGGCACGCUUCUUUCUGAUCAAAUCGAACAACCACGACAAUGUGGCGCUAUCCAAGACGAAGGGCGUCUGGUCAACAUUGCCACCGAACGAAGCCAACCUGAACCAGGCGUUCCGGGAAAGCCGGAAUGUAAUUCUGCUGUACUCGGUGAAGGAAAGUGGCAAGUUUGCGGGUUUCGCACGCAUGGGUGCGGAGGCAAGGCGCGAUCUACCGGCGGUUGAUUGGGUGCUGCCCCCGGGUAUGUCGGCCAAAGCGCUCGGUGGAGUUAUCAAGAUCGAUUGGGUUUGUAAGAAGGAGCUACCAUUUACCAGUACAUCGCAUCUGUACAACGCUUGGAACGACGAUAAACCGGUCAAGAUUGGACGGGAUGGACAGGAGAUAGAGCCCAAAGUGGCGGAGGAACUGUGUCGACUGUUUACCGAAGACACAAGCAUCGAUAUGACUCCAAUACUGAAGAAAUCAAAGGAAGCGUCAAAGUUGAUGAAGGAAAAAGCGGCAUCGAAGUCGUUCCGACGACCGCCGAACUUUGGUCGACCCACUUCGUCGUCACUGCGAAGUCGCAGCAGUGGAGGAACCGGGGGUGGUAUUGGACCGAUACGGCGCGGUGGAAGACGCAUGUAUCCAGGUCCAAAGGGCGGAAGAGAUGGAGGUGGUGGCGGAAGUCGAUCGCAUGGAGCAAGCUCAAUGUUUGCACCUUACCGGAAGGACCGGCACGGUGGUGGAGGCAGUGGAGGUAUGGGUGGUGGAGGUGGCAGUCGGCACGGCGGUCAUGGAAUGGGCGGUCCGCGGAUGGGAAUGGGCGGCGGAAAUGGAGGUGAUGGAGGUGAUCGCGGCGGUGGUCUUUCACGUGCUGCUGCCCUCGGGGCAAUGCAUCACCCGGCCCAUCAUCAUCGUUGGGCCGAUGGGUACAGUUCAACGGCUGCUGCCGAAGCGUACGUGGCCGAUUAUAUGCGCAACAUGCAGAACCAGCUGCCACCGAUGCCGUACGCUCCACCGCCUGGCUUCCCAGGUAUGCCUAUGCCGUACGAUAAUUUGCCGCCACCGCCGCGCUACUACGAGGGGUUACCAAUACCGGAGUAUCCACUGCCACCCGGUUCGAUUCCGGGUAGCGUAACUGGAGCUGGUGGUAUGCCUCCACCGCGCAGUCACGCAGCGGCUGCAGCAGCUGCUGCUGCCAUGUACGACAAGCGAGCGUACGAACAGUCGAUGGAGGAGUUCAUGUGGAAGUCGGCGAACAGCAUGAGCACCGGCAAUGCAGGCAGUGGUGGCGGCGGUGGUGCAGGUGGGGCUGGCGGCACUGGAGGUGGUCAGGGUGGUGGAGGUUUGAGCAGCGCUGUCGGUGGGCUCGUUGGCGGUAUACCUACGAUGAAAGGACCGCCACCGGUUCUGCCCAGCCACGGCUAUCAUGUGCCUCCGCCGAUGAUUCCUCCGAUGCAUCAUCAUCACAUGCACCGUAAGAAUGAUCGUGGGGAUGGAGGUGUCGGCAAUUCGUCAGAUCGUGGCCAGCAGCGGGGUGGAGAUCGAGACCGUUCCAACCACCGUAGCGACCGCAACCAGCACAGGGGUGGCGGCGGUGGUGCAGGUGGUGGUGGCGGCGGUAUCCGUGGGUAUAACAAUCGUGAUAGGCGAUGA
Messenger RNA from Anopheles marshallii, 2711 nucleotides. RefSeq names its product YTH domain-containing protein 1 (gene Ythdc1). The record is from RefSeq and is a predicted model, not a curated record. The coding region runs from base 51 to 2711 and encodes 886 amino acids. The transcript has a single exon. Lineage: Eukaryota; Metazoa; Arthropoda; Insecta; Diptera; Culicidae. Gene Ontology annotation, molecular function: N6-methyladenosine-containing RNA reader activity; mRNA binding. Gene Ontology annotation, cellular component: nucleoplasm. Gene Ontology annotation, biological process: regulation of alternative mRNA splicing, via spliceosome; mRNA splicing, via spliceosome.